This is a messenger RNA of Sphenostylis stenocarpa, 432 nucleotides long. Lineage: Eukaryota; Viridiplantae; Streptophyta; Magnoliopsida; Fabales; Fabaceae. The record is from the annotation of a GenBank genome assembly.
AUGUGUGUUAUGGUUGAAGCAGGUUGGUUGAUUACUAAUACUACUGCAGGUGUUGGUGUCUGUUUCAGUGUGUUCGGUUUUUUUGAGGUUUGGGUUUUGAUGAAAGUUGGCAAUGGAGGCAGGACGAGGUGGAUUUUGAUCCGUUUAAACGAGAGCAGGGUGCCACGUCACGGAGGGGUUUGGAUUCAUGGCCACAAGUUUUUGUGGCUUGGAAUAGAUUUUCUUUUCAAGUGUUCGAUUCUCUGCGUUGCACACUCUUUCUGUGCACCCCACUCGCCUCCACGUCAGCGUCUGCGCGCCCUCUCUCCUCGACUUCAUCGAGGGUACCGCAAUUUUGGCUUCCGUGGAACAACCUCAUUGGUUACAUUGUUGAUAAUAUUGUCCAACCAAAUUACUUUACGUGGACUUCUACCUCAAUUUAUCAAAUUUUAA